Entamoeba invadens IP1 is the source of this 654-nucleotide messenger RNA. RefSeq lists its product as hypothetical. Gene Ontology annotation, cellular component: cytoplasm; nucleus. The coding region runs from base 1 to 654 and encodes 217 amino acids. The record is from RefSeq and is a predicted model, not a curated record. The transcript has a single exon. Lineage: Eukaryota; Evosea; Mastigamoebida; Endamoebidae.
AUGGAGUUCGAAGGUCUUUCUAUAUUUGAUCACUUCGAAUUCCAUGACGAAGAGUACAUUGUUCAGAGAAAGGGUGAGUCUGAAUAUAAAGUAGUUAUCAAAACGUUAUCGAAAGACACACGCCAAUUGGAUGAUUGUUUGGGUCGGACAUUGUGGGAUGGUGAAAAGUACCUAGGCGACUACCUGAUGCAAGAAAAUGUUACUAAUAAAAGAAUAUUAGAGGUCGGUGCGGGUGUUGGAUAUGCCUCCUUUUGUUGUCGAGGUGCAAAAGAGGUCAUUAUGAGUGAUUUUAGAGACAACAUUUUGAAAGUCCAGUGCGAGAACAUUGAGAUGAACAAAAAUGUUAUUCAAAAUGUUUUUUCACAAAAAAUUGAUUGGAAUAAUCCCGUAGAUAUAGGCGAAUUUGACUUAAUCGUUGGAUCUGAAAUUAUAUAUGACAAAACUAUAGUUAAACCAUUGUUCAAUACUAUUCAAAAGUAUUUGAAAAAAGACGGGAAGUGCAUAAUCUUCAACCAAAUUGGUCGAUUUUUAAAUUGCGAGACUCAGUUUAACGAAGAGGUCUCAAAAAACAAUUUUUGUGUUGACGUCAAGACGUUUGGAGAUGUGUCAUCAGUGUUGUCAUCAUACAAACGGUUUACCCUAACAAAACCCUAA